Molecule: messenger RNA, 792 nt
Organism: Emiliania huxleyi CCMP1516
Lineage: Eukaryota; Haptophyta; Isochrysidales; Noelaerhabdaceae
Exons: 4
Source: RefSeq, a predicted model, not a curated record
CUCCUGUCGCCGAGCAGCAGCGCUCUUCGCGUGGGCCCCGUGAGCUUCACCAACAUCUUCUCUGACACCGCUCUUCGCGCGCAAACGCAGAGCGUGCGCGGCCGGAGCUACGCAAACAUGACCAAGUUAUCGUCUUUCCGCGACCCCGUCGUGCGGACAGAGCUCAACACGCCGAGUGAGCUGCGGCAAGGCCCCGCGACGGCGUGGAUCACGGCACCCUACCGCCUCUCCGUGGAGACCAAGUCGCUGCCGGCGGCGCACUUCUUCAUCCUCUUCGUCUUCUCGCUGCAACUCCUCGUCUCCUUCCUCAUCCCGCUCGCCGCGGCGCCGGCCACGGAGGACGACGUCGUGCUGCGCGGCGCGUCUGCCUUCCCCUGCUCGUGGCUGGGCGACCUACACGCUCGUCUUCAACUUCGCGGUCGACCUCAACGACCCCUUCACAGGCAACUACCAGAUCCGCCGCUCCGCCAUCAACGCCAACCUCGUCGCGACGCGCCGCUGCGUCGCCGCCGCCGUCGGCGACGAGCGCGCGAGGGAGUGGCAGCGCGACGACGACCGGAUCGCCGUCGAGCGGAGGCGGAGGAGGAGAGAGCGAGCCGCUGCGGGCGUGGAGAGCGCAGCGGCGCAGUCGCCUGCUCUGUGAGAGGGGCGAGCUCGAGCGUGGUGUCUGGUGAAGUCGUGCGACGUCACGCGACUGACAGAGUGUGUGUCUCGGAGUUUCGCCGCGCGUUCGAGCGCGUGGUCGGCGUGGUAUGUGACUUUAUGUUUGUAUUACUGUUGUAUUAUCAUUAC